GAGGCUCAGCCAGCAUCGGUCCUCUCGUAGGCGCUGAACGAGUCUCGCUUCACUCCAGCUGCUCCUCCAGAUUCAACAUGCAACUCAACGCGCAAGAGUCGUGCCAUUCCUUCUUCCUGCUCUGCCUCCUCCUGAGGAGCUGCCAGGCCUUCAAGAACGACGCCACGGAGAUGCUCUUCUCGCAUGUCAGCGCGCCGGUACCGGACGUCCAGAGCAACGUGUCCCUGAACCGGGCGCGGACCGGCGGCAGAGGAGCGGCGGGCAGCGCGACGCACGACAGAGGCGAGCGAAGUCAAAUCGGCUGCAGAGAGCUGAGGUCCACUAAGUAUAUCUCUGACGGCCACUGCACCAGCAUCAACCCCAUCAAGGAGCUGGUGUGUGCAGGCGAGUGUCUCCCGGCUCAGAUGCUGGAGAACUGGAUCGGCGGAGCCCACGGCAGGAAGUUCUGGGGUCGCCGGAGCGACAACCAGGACUGGCGGUGCGUCAACGACAAGACCCGCACCCAGCGCAUCCAGCUGCAGUGCCAGGACGGCAGCACGAGAACGUACAAGAUCACCGUGGUCACCUCCUGCAAGUGCAAGAGGUACUCGAGGCAGCACAACGAGUCGGGCAACAAGUUCGAGGAGCCGGUUCUGUCUCCGCCGCAGCUGCUGCACAAACACAAGUCCAAGAGCAAGAGGAGGCUGGGGAAGAACCGGCUGAGCGAGAACUGGCACGAGACUGAACCCUGAGAGCAGAUGGACUUUUAGACCGACUCUAAACCUUCAGGAGUUUUGUGUCUGUGAUAUUAAGACACAACAUCCAGAGGUUGCAGUUGUGGAUUAUCUCUGUGUGACUGAUUUAUGUGAAGCUAGUUCCUCACUAUGAUGGAGAACUCCAAAGGGGCACGCUGAGGACUCGCCUAGACGUUUUAAUCCAUGUGGUUGAAGAUAAUGUGAACAAGACUGAGCUUUCUGGAGCCGAGAGCCGAAACACACAUUAUCCCAGCUGUCACCCCGUGCAUGCGUUCCUAUAAUCUUGUUAUAUGCAGACAGAGAUCUGUAGCCAGCAAGGCACCAACACCAGUAACUGACACACGACAUAUUAAAGAAAAACUCCCGUGUAAAUAUUUGUACAUAUAUCAAAUUCUUUCUUGCCUUUUGAAGUAUGGCCAUGUGUAUAAAAUUUUACUAUGUAAGAUUUAUGAUGUAUGUAUGAUGUAAUAUAUUUUCUGUGGCAAUAUAAUUGAUAAUUUUUUUUGCUUUACUGACCUCAUCAUGUGGGUGAAAAAGUCUGGAAAAGCUUUGUCAUUGAUCAUCCUUGUAAUAAUUGUGUAUGAAAUAAAUAUCACUUUUUUUUUA
Amphiprion ocellaris (clown anemonefish) is the source of this 1340-nucleotide messenger RNA. It is a transcript of the gene sostdc1a, whose product is annotated as sclerostin domain containing 1a. The transcript is spliced from 2 exons. The record is from RefSeq and is a predicted model, not a curated record. Gene Ontology annotation, molecular function: BMP binding. Gene Ontology annotation, biological process: negative regulation of BMP signaling pathway; negative regulation of Wnt signaling pathway. Lineage: Eukaryota; Metazoa; Chordata; Actinopteri; Pomacentridae. The coding region runs from base 78 to 731 and encodes 217 amino acids.